Messenger RNA from Oncorhynchus keta (chum salmon), 3361 nucleotides. Its product is annotated as cytoplasmic FMR1-interacting protein 1 homolog. The record is from RefSeq and is a predicted model, not a curated record. The transcript is spliced from 26 exons. Bases 269 to 3346 code for a protein of 1025 amino acids. Gene Ontology annotation, cellular component: synapse; SCAR complex; neuron projection. NCBI's taxonomy places the organism in Eukaryota, Metazoa, Chordata, Actinopteri, Salmoniformes, Salmonidae. Gene Ontology annotation, biological process: cell morphogenesis; regulation of translation; axon guidance. Gene Ontology annotation, molecular function: small GTPase binding; RNA 7-methylguanosine cap binding.
GAUAACAUCUGCACCGCAGUGGAGGGGUUUCCUGUUCCAUUUCCCUGCUUCAGUGGGACAGGAACUCCCUGUUCUCGACUCCCCGCCUGCCUGACGCGAUAGCCUCAAACAGGGAAGAAGAUUGCCCCAGACUUUAAAAAAAACGGUGAUAUUUAUGCUUUUUCAUCGCCAUUGCUUUCCAGGGGCGUCAAGCUUGUUAAUAUUAGUGUUGAAUGGAUUUCUAAGUCGUUGAAGUGGACCAAAUUCCCAGGAAAACAACUCCGGCAUCAUGGCGUCCACGGUGACCCUGGAGGAUGCUCUGUCCAAUGUGGACCUUCUGGAGGAGCUGCCUCUCCCAGACCAGCAGCCCUGCAUCGAGCCCCUGCCCUGCUCCCUCAUGUACCAGCCCAACUUCAACACCAACUUUGAGGACCGUAAUGCCUUUGUGACGGGGAUCGCCAGAUAUAUCGAGCAGGCCACCGUCCACUCUAGCAUGAAUGAGAUGCUGGAGGAGGGCCAGGAGUAUGCUGUGAUGCUGUACACGUGGAGGAGCUGCUCUCGCGCUAUCCCACAGGUGAAGUGUAAUGAGCAGCCCAACAGAGUGGAGAUCUAUGAGAAGACAGUGGAGGUGCUGGAGCCUGAGGUCACCAAGCUCAUGAACUUUAUGUACUUCCAGCGAUUGGCUAUAGACCGGUUCUGUGGGGAGGUGCGUCGUCUCUGCCACGCUGAGAGGAGGAAGGACUUUGUCUCCGAGGCCUACCUCCUGACCCUGGGGAAGUUCAUCAACAUGUUCGCUGUGCUGGAUGAACUCAAGAACAUGAAGUGUAGCGUCAAGAACGACCACUCUGCCUACAAACGAGCUGCCCAGUUCCUCAGGAAGAUGUCAGAACCCUCGUCCAUCCAGGAGUCUCAGAACCUCUCCAUGUUUCUGGCCAACCACAACAAGAUCACUCAGUCUCUGCAGCAGCAGUUGGAGGUGAUUAACGGCCACGAUGAGCUGCUGGCUGACAUAGUCAACCUGUGUGUUGAUUACUAUGAGAACAGGAUGUACCUGACCCCCAACGAGAAACACAUGCUGCUCAAGGUGAUGGGGUUUGGUCUGUACCUGAUGGAUGGCAGUAACAGCAACAUCUACAAAAUGGACGCCAAGAAGAGGAUCAACCUGACAAAGAUUGACAAGUUCUUCAAGCAACUGCAGGUGGUGCCUCUGUUUGGUGACAUGCAGAUUGAGCUGUCCAGGUACAUCAAGACCAGCGCACACUUUGAAGAGAACAAGAACAGGUGGUCAUGUACCUCAACAGGCAGCAGUCCUCAGUAUAAUAUCUGUGAGCAGAUGGUUCAGAUCAGGGAAGACCACAUGAGGUUCAUCUCUGAGCUGGCUCGCUACAGCAACAGUGAGGUGGUGACGGGGUCCGGUCGUCAGGAGGCCCACAAGACAGACCAUGAGUACAGGAAGCUGUUUGACCUGUCUCUGCAGGGGAUGCAGCUACUGUCCCAGUGGAGCGCACACGUCAUGGAAGUGUACUCGUGGAAGCUGGUCCAUCCAACAGAUAAGUACUCGAACAAGGAGUGUCCUGACAACGCGGAGGAGUAUGAACGAGCUACACGAUACAACUACACCAGCGAGGAGAAGUUCUCCCUGGUAGAGGUGAUGGCCAUGAUAAAGGGUUUACAGGUCCUGAUGGGUCGUAUGGAGUCGGUGUUUAACCACGCUAUCCGCCACACCAUCUACUCGGCCCUGCAGGACUUCGCCCAGCUCACCCUGAGAGACCCGCUACGGCAGGCCAUCAAGAAGAAGAAGAACGUGGUGCAGAGUGUCCUGCAGGCCAUCAGGAAGACCAUCUGUGAUUGGGAGGCAGGACAUGAGCCCCACAAUGACCCUGCCCUGCGAGGAGAGAAAGACCCCAAGGGAGGCUUUGACAUCAAGGUUCCUCGCCGCGCCGUCGGCCCCUCCAGCACACAGCUGUACAUGGUUCGUACCAUGCUGGAGUCUCUGAUAGCUGAUAAGAGUGGUUCUAAGAAGACUCUCCGCAGCUGUCUGGAGGGACCCACCAUCAUGGAUAUGGAGAAGUUCCACAGAGAGUCCUUCUUCUAUACUCACCUGCUCAACUUCAGCGAGACCCUACAGCAGUGCUGUGACCUGUCUCAGCUGUGGUUCAGAGAGUUCUUCCUGGAGCUGACCAUGGGGCGCAGGAUCCAGUUCCCCAUCGAAAUGUCCAUGCCCUGGAUCCUCACAGACCACAUACUGGAGACCAAGGAGGCCUCUAUGAUGGAGUAUGUGCUGUAUCCUCUGGACCUCUAUAAUGACAGUGCCCACUACGCCCUGACCAAGUUCAAGAAGCAGUUCCUCUACGAUGAGAUAGAAGCAGAGGUCAACCUGUGUUUUGAUCAGUUUGUCUACAAGCUGGCUGAUCAGAUAUUUGCCUACUACAAGAUUCUAGCUGGAAGUCUGCUGCUGGACAAGCGUCUGAGAGCGGACUGUAAGAACCAGGGAGCCAACAUCCCCUGGCCCGCGUCCAACCGCUACGAGACCCUGCUGAAACAACGCCACGUUCAGCUGCUGGGUCGUUCCAUAGACCUGAACCGUCUGAUCACCCAGAGAGUGUCUGCUGCUCUCUACAAGUCUCUGGAGCUGGCCAUCAACCGCUUUGAGAGCGAGGACCUCACAUCCAUCGUGGAACUAGAAGGUCUGAUGAAUAUCAACCGUAUGACCCACAAGCUGCUGUCUAAGUUCCUGACGCUGGACAGUAUGGACGCCAUGUUCCGGGAGGCCAAUCACAAUGUCUCCGCCCCCUACGGACGCAUCACACUCCAUGUCUUCUGGGAACUCAACUACGAUUUCCUCCCCAACUACUGCUACAAUGGAUCUACCAACAGGUUCGUCCGCACGGUCCUGCCGUUCUCACAGGAGUUCCAGAGGGACAAGCCACCCAACGCCCAGCCCCAGUACCUGUACGGGUCAAAGGCUCUGAACCUGGCGUACAGCAGUAUCUUUGGUUUCUACAGACACUUUGUUGGUCCUCCUCACAUCAAGGCCAUGUGUCGUCUGCUGGGGUACCAGGGCAUCGCUGUGGUCAUGGAGGAGUUGCUGAAAGUGGUCAAGAGCCUGCUCCAGGGCACCAUCAUGCAGUAUGUGAAGACCCUGAUGGAGGUGAUGCCUAAGAUCUGCCGUCUCCCUCGCCACGAGUACGGCUCGCCGGGUAUCCUGGAGUUUUUCCACCACCAGCUGAAGGACAUAGUGGAGUACGCCGAGUUGAAGACUGUCUGUUUCCAGAACCUCAGAGAAGUCGGCAAUGCUCUCCUCUUCUGUCUGCUCAGCGAACAGAGCCUGGUAAGAUCUUCAACCACAGCGCCACCUUGUCAGUGAUUUGAUAAAACUGAU